AUGGAUUACAGUGCAAUCUUCUAUGACACAGCGGCUAAAACAACAAGACUAAAACAACUUGACAGUAUCCGGAAUCAGGCACUACGACAACUUGACAGUAUCCGGAAUCAGGCACUACGACUUAGCCUCGGCGCCUACCGAACAAGUCCAAUAAACAGCCUACUAGCAGAAGCAGGAGAUAGCCCGCUAAAACUGAGGCGCACCGAACUAACAUCUAAAUACGCAAUCAAGGCCAAAACCCAAUCAGAAAACCCGGCCUUUGGCUUCAUGAACGACAAACCGGGAACAGAUAUAAUCUAUUCAUCAAAGAACACCAAAUUAAAACCACUAAGAGUCAGAAUUAAAAAUAUACUAGAAGAACUCAACAUAAAAGUUCCCCAACCGAUUCCUAGAAAACAUAGUGGUCCACCCUGGCUAAAACACAGCAUUGCAGUCAAUCUGGAUAUGUCCGAGCUACCAAGAAAAACCGCAACUCAGCAAACCUAUCCGAACCUCUUCCUAGCUACCCAAGAGAAAUAUAAAGACCACAAGGCUUACUACACAGAUGGCUCAGUUGGAAAAGGCCAAGCCAGCUGUGCCGUGGUAAAUAACCGAAAAAAAAAGGUUUCAGACUUUACGACUCUCGACCGAUAUUCACAUGUGAAGCCGCUGCAGUCUGACUCCAUGUCAUGUCUCAUCGCACUGCAAAACACGGAAAACACAUGCUCUCUGAUAACUAACAUCAAAGAGAGUAUCAAAAGUUUAACAUGCAACAACAGAAGAGUUAGUCUAGUAUGGAUCCCAGGACAUCAAGGGAUAGCUGGUAACGAAGAAGCGGACCAAUUAACAACAGAAGCCAUUGACAAUAACAUUAUUGAUGAACUACCAAUAACGACGAUACAAGACACAAAUAAACUCAUUAAACAAACAAUCUGGACCCAAUGGAACGACCGAUGGUUGAACGAAAGACAAACCGGCUUAAGCGAGAUCAGAGAAUCGGCCACAGAGGACAACCCAUGUAUCGUUGUCAAGAGUGAUAAUUUGGUUUCUGACAUGUCUUUCGAGAUAAAUUAA
Molecule: messenger RNA, 1053 nt
Organism: Neodiprion virginianus
Lineage: Eukaryota; Metazoa; Arthropoda; Insecta; Hymenoptera; Diprionidae
Exons: 3
Coding region: 1-1053 (350 amino acids)
Molecular function (GO): RNA-DNA hybrid ribonuclease activity; nucleic acid binding
Source: RefSeq, a predicted model, not a curated record